GUGUGUGACAAAACAUGGUACUCCGUACAGAAGUGUGUACAAGCAAGAACCACCCAAGAUAAAAAUUGCACCUUUGCACACAGCCAAAGGUUUAGGAGUCGGCGAUGAUAAUGUCCCCCUGUCUAUCCCUCCCUCGUCUUCCUUCCAAAGACUUCCUGUCAACAGCUGCCACCGGUUAUUUUCUCCCUACGGCCAGAAGUUCCGUCGUCAUCCGUCCAGUUGCGAAGUCGGUUGGGCAAAGCUGCAACCCGAAAGCAGUGCUAGCCCACGCUUCCUCAAGAUCUUCUGCCCCAACUUUGAGCAUCGCCACCUUGGAAUCGGCAUCGAGCGUGGUUAGAAAGUUCUACUCUGCAAUCAACAGCCGCGAUUUGGCCGCUGUCGAAAGCCUUAUAGCUGAGAAUUGUGUGUAUGAAGAUCUCAUCUUUCCUCAGCCCUUUGUUGGCCGCAAGGCUAUUCUAGAUUUUUUUGAGAAGUUUAUUUAUUCGGUUGGACAUGAUCUGCAAUUUGUGAUUGAUGAUAUAUCAGAAGAGGAUUCCUCAGCGGUAGGAGUUACAUGGCAUUUAGAAUGGAAGGGAAGGCAUUUUCCUUUUAGCAAGGGAUGCAGCUUUUAUCGGCUGGAUGCAAUAGAUGGGCAGAGGCAAAUACAAUAUGGGAGAGACGGGGUUGAACCUACAUUUAAGCCCGGAGAAACAGCUUUGGUUGCUAUCAGGGGCGUAGCUUGGCUGCUGCAGCAGUUUCCUAAAAUGGCAGAGCUGCUAUAAUGGAUGUAGGCAAGCAUCUUAUGCACUUCCUUGUGGUUAGGCAAAGCCAGCAGAAGAAAGUAAUGAUACUCACAGUCAAUAUUUGUCAUACUUCAAUAGGAAUGACAAAAUAUGUGCAUAUACUACCAUAUAAGAUACUAUGUACUCCGUAGUAUUUACAAGAAAAUUUGGAACUCGCGUGAAUUCUUAAUUCUAGUAAUUUUUAUAACAAACACAAACUUUUUUAAUGUGAAAAGUGCACAAAAGCAAUGAGAUGGGGCCUAGGUUAAAAGCGA
Cuscuta epithymum is the source of this 1036-nucleotide messenger RNA. NCBI's taxonomy places the organism in Eukaryota, Viridiplantae, Streptophyta, Magnoliopsida, Solanales, Convolvulaceae. The record is from the annotation of a GenBank genome assembly.